GGUUUGGUGUGGACUUGUUGGGCUGAAGGGCCUGUUUCCACACUGUAGGGAUUCAAUUAUGAAAUCUAAUUUCUAAUGCAGCCAAAUUAGAAAAGUUCAUAUUUUUCUACUUUGUACACCAUUUGCCAAAUUUCUGUCUACACACUUAGUGUUCCCCCUAACUAUGCUGCUGUACAUUUGUGCCAUCCCUACAUAACAGUAGCUUCAGAUACUGGCAUCAGAUACCAGAAGAGAGAGCAGGAUCAUUGGUGGAAAUGACUCGAUCGAAGAGGAUACGCAAUCACAACAGCGACAAAAAGAAAAGUGUAUCAAAACAAUGGAAAACGAAAAGGCGAACGAAAGAUUUAGACCAAAUUCAUGAAGAUAUGAAACCUGAAAACGCAGACAAAUUAUUGCACCAGGAAAUCGAUUAUGAUGCCAUAGGAAAUGCACAAUUCUAUUGCUUACACUGCGCGCGAUACUUCAUUGAUCAAAGAAGUCUCAAAGAGCAUUUUAAAACAAAAGUUCACAAACGAAGACUAAAACAAUUAAGUGAAGAGCCAUACACUCAGGAAGAAGCAGAACGAGCAGCUGGAAUGGGAUGCUAUAAAGCAGCAAAGAAAGUCAAAGUUGAGACUCAAGCAGUAGAAGAAGAAAUGAAAAUAUCAUAAUAUGAUUUUUGUUAAAAAUUAACUCCUCUUCAAAAAAAACGCAAAGCUGUUCUAAUAUGGUUCAGAGCUUUAAAUAAUUAUUCAAUCUCAAAGACUCGGUGGCUCUGAUCUUAUUGAUUCAGCUGACCAUCUUAAAUGCUAGCAUCAUGUUUCUUAAGUCAUCUAAAACUGGUAACUUUAUUCAUUUGAUAGGAUUUGUUGUAACCUUCCAAAUAGGCCAUCUAGAGAAAUAAAGAAAUUCCAAAGAGAA
Molecule: messenger RNA, 900 nt
Organism: Stegostoma tigrinum
Lineage: Eukaryota; Metazoa; Chordata; Chondrichthyes; Orectolobiformes; Stegostomatidae
Gene: znf593
Product: zinc finger protein 593
Exons: 4
Coding region: 255-650 (131 amino acids)
Molecular function (GO): zinc ion binding; nucleic acid binding
Source: RefSeq, a predicted model, not a curated record